ACUUUAAGGAAAUCCCUGCACAAAUACAAGCCAGUUGUCAUUGAGAAUACCACAGAGAAAAUAUGGAACAGAUUCACUUUUCUCUUUUGUCUUUGUUUCUGUGUUUUCUUUUGAAGGAUGUAAAGUCUCAAAGCGAGAACGGGACAAUUAUCGUUGAGCUGAAUGUAUUUUCUGGUCGUCCCAAUCCAGUUGCUCGUAUGAUAAAACGCCCAAUACAGCGACUGUUAGCCUCCAACAAUCAAUGGAGAGGAUCAAUUUUAAAUGAGGGUCUUGGUUAUCGGGGAUUCACCAUUUAUGAUAUGGAUAACGCUACAGAGACUAAAGUCGUUGCAGGAGGGUCAGACAUUUCAAUUGAAAAUCAACUACUAGAAUGGAGUAAUAUACCUAGAGACGUCAAGUUGCAUUGUCACGAAAGGAUUCGCGGGGCUUAUGUUUCCAAGAUGAACAAUAGGAAUCAGACUAAUCGAUGCGAACAAGUGUCUUCAGAAACGACCUUCGAACCUUUAAAGUGGAAUAGCAAUAGAUUUGUUCGGCGUUGGAAUAACUGCUAUAACUAUGGAAAUGAUAUAAUAACAAAUACAUUUGCCCAACCAGGAAGAGCAAACAACUACCGCAUACAAACAAUGGAUGGACCAUCAGUUCAGUUCGGAGCUGAGCUGGAUGGAUUGAUACGCAUAGAUGCACCAACAUCAUGCGUCCCAGAACCUAAUGGAAACCUUGUGGCUUUGGUUAUUUGGCCUGGUAAUGACUAUCACUUUUUCAGACUUGAUGAAAACGGCCUUUUCUCUCACAAACCUGGUCGAACUGAUGCUAGGAAUAUCGACAACUCGGGUCAAUUAAUAUCGGAUCCAAGAACAGCUGAUCGGGGACCGUAUACGGUGUUUCAGUGUUUUAUGGAAACUGAACCUGAUGUCGUAUACAUACAAUAAAGAAAAUAAUG
Messenger RNA from Magallana angulata, 940 nucleotides. RefSeq lists its product as uncharacterized. Lineage: Eukaryota; Metazoa; Mollusca; Bivalvia; Ostreida; Ostreidae. The record is from RefSeq and is a predicted model, not a curated record. The transcript is spliced from 5 exons. The coding region runs from base 63 to 929 and encodes 288 amino acids.